CAGUGACGUUGCUGGGAGUUCCGGGGCGAGCGGGUGUUUCAGGGGUGUCGGCUAACCUCAGGCGCCCGAGAAGCGUCUGGCCUGACCUUGGGCCGGACUUGGACUGCUACUGACGCGGUAGGAGGGGCGGUCGAGGAAAGGUGCCGCAGCCGAGACGCGUGGGGCAGGCCCGAGGAUCGUAAGCGGAAUUGGCUUCAGUUUGUCGGAUGGAGGGAGAAAGCGUAGUCUGAUUUUCAAAGAAUGGAAGAAAAUAUGAAGCUUGCUACAGUGGAAGACACUGUGGAGUAUCACCUAUUCCUGAUACCAGAUGAACCAAGAGACCCAGAAAAACACAAAGAGAUUCUUCAAAAGUAUAUUGAGAGGAUAAUGACCCACUUUGCACCUAUGCUGGUCCCCUAUAUCUGGCAGAAUCAGCCUUUCAAUCUCAAAUACAAACCUGGAAAAGGAGAUGUUCCUGCUCAUAUGUUUGGCAUGACAAAGUUUGGGGAUAACAUUGAGGAUGAAUGGUUUAUUGUUUAUGUAGUAAAGCAAAUUACAAAGGAAUUUCCAGAGUUAGUAGCAAGGAUUGAAGACAAUGAUGGUGAAUUCUUGUUAAUAGAAGCUGCUGACUUUCUCCCUAAAUGGUUGGAUCCUGAUAAUAGUGCCAAUAGAGUAUUUUUCCACCAGGGAGAGCUGUGCAUUAUUCCUGCACCAAGGAAACCUGGAGCAGUAUCCUGGUUACCCUCCACACCCCCUACAAUCCCACAAGCUUUGAAUAUAAUCUCAACACACCCAGAAAAAAUUUUGGCUUCAGAUUCUAUACAAGCUGCUGUGAAUAGGCGCAUUAGAGGAUACCCAGAAAAAAUUCAAGCCUCCCUUCAUCGAGCACACUGCUUCCUUCCAGCUGGUAUUGUAGCGGUGUUAAAGCAGCGCCCCAGAUUGGUGGCUGCAGGAGUCCAAGCAUUUUACCUACGGGACCCUAUUGACCUGCGAGCCUGUCGUAUUUUCAAGACUUUCUUGCCUGAAACACGAAUAAUGGCAUCGGUCACUUUCACUAAAUGUCUGUAUGCACAGUUGGUGCAACAAAGGUUUGUGCCAGACCGGCGGAGUGGAUACAGGAUGCCUCCUCCAUCUCAUCCCCAAUACCGAGCCCAUGAAUUGGGCAUGAAGUUGGCUCAUGGAUUUGAAAUCUUAUGCUCCAAAUGUAGCCCACAUUUUUCUGACUCCAAGAAAUCCGUCAUGACUACCUCACCACUCUGGGCUGGCUUCCUUGAAAGUCUGAAAAAGAAUGAUUACUUUAAGGGUCUGAUAGAAGGUUCUGCUCAGUACCAGGCAAGGCUAGAAAUGGCAAAGAACUACUUCCAACUCUCAGUAAACCGGCCAGAAAGCUCUCUUGCUCUGAGCCCAGGUGAAGAAAUCUUAACCUUAUUACAGACCACACCAUUUGAUAUAGAAGAGCUUAAGAAGGAAGAAGCUAAUCUUCCCCCAGAAGAUGAUGACCAGUGGUUAGAUCUCUCACCAGAUCAGCUGGACCAGCUACUGCAGGAAGCUGCUGGCAAAAAAGAAGCAGAGCCCAUUUCCAAGAAGGAGGAACAGAACUAUGACUUGACUCAAGUCUCAGAGAGCAUGAAAGCUUUCAUAUCUAAAGUCUCAACCCACAAAGGAGCAGAGCUGCCUCGAGAACCUUCUGAGGCUCCAAUCACUUUUGAUGCAGAUUCUUUUCUUAAUUAUUUUGACAAGAUUUUAGGGCCAAGACCUCAUGAAUCAGAUUCUGAUGAUCUGGAUGAUGAAGACUUUGAAUGUUUAGACAGUGAUGAUGACUUGGAUCUUAAAACACAGGGGACUGGGGAAGAAGCAUCUUUAAAAGGAACUCUUAAUGAUCUCAAGUCAUACAUGGCCCAGAUGGACCAGGAAUUGGCAAAUACCAGCAUUGGCAAAAGUUUCACCACCCAGAAGCAAAUGGAACCUCUCUCCCAGACUACCAGUAAUAAUUCAGAUGAGGAAGAUUCUGGUGCAGGAGGAUCUGUUAUGACACCAGUGGACGUAGACCUGAACCUGGUUUCCAACAUACUGGAAUCCUAUAGUUCCCAAGCUGGCCUGGCAGGACCUGCGUCCAACCUUUUACAAAGCAUGGGAGUACAGCUGCCUGAUAACACCGAUCACAGACCCACAAGGCUGUGGCCACCUCAUCAUGACUGAACCAGCCAGCUGCUUCUAGUUCUCUCAAGUUCACCUGGAUCUAAAAGACAUAAAGAAAAACAGGAUGUAAGGUUAGGAGCUAUAAAAUUUAGAAUACUCUAGCCAAACGUGAUAAGAUGUUUCCGGAACUGAGCAAUA
This is a messenger RNA of Lynx canadensis (Canada lynx), 2316 nucleotides long. RefSeq names its product ecdysoneless cell cycle regulator (gene ECD). The record is from RefSeq and is a predicted model, not a curated record. NCBI's taxonomy places the organism in Eukaryota, Metazoa, Chordata, Mammalia, Carnivora, Felidae. The transcript is spliced from 15 exons. The coding region runs from base 241 to 2178 and encodes 645 amino acids. Gene Ontology annotation, cellular component: nucleus.